This is a messenger RNA of Ostrea edulis (European flat oyster), 2844 nucleotides long. Its product is annotated as ceramide-1-phosphate transfer protein-like. The coding region runs from base 1427 to 2041 and encodes 204 amino acids. Lineage: Eukaryota; Metazoa; Mollusca; Bivalvia; Ostreida; Ostreidae. Gene Ontology annotation, biological process: ceramide transport; intermembrane lipid transfer. The transcript has 2 exons. Gene Ontology annotation, cellular component: cytoplasm; cytosol; membrane. The record is from RefSeq and is a predicted model, not a curated record. Gene Ontology annotation, molecular function: ceramide 1-phosphate transfer activity; ceramide 1-phosphate binding.
GAAUUUGAGUAUAUGUAUGCGCAUAAUUUGACCUGCCAUCGUGAACAAGGAAUUAAGGUUACCAUGAUAUGGAGCGUCAAAUUUAACACAAACCCGAAGAAUUGAUUGAUUGAUUGAUUAAAUAUUGUUUUACGUCCCUCUCGAGAAUAUUUCACUCAUAUGGAGACGUCACCACUGCCGGUGAAGGGCUGCAAAAUUUAGGCCUAUGCUCGGCGCUUAUGGCCAUUGAGCAGGGAGGGUUCUUUAUCGUACCACACCUGCUGCGACACGGGACCUCGGUUUUUGCGGCCUCAUUCGAAGGACCGCCCCAUUUAAUCGGCUCUUACGACAAGCGAGGGGGUACUGAGGACCUAUUCUAACCCGGAUCCCCACGGGAAUAAUUGAAGAUAUUUUUAAUAAUACAUGUAAUUUUGAUUAUAUAUAUAUAUAUAUAAUUGUUACGCGCAUCAAAUGAAUGUAUGAUAUCUUCAAAUAAUUAUAGAUAUCUUCAAUCAAUUUGAGUUUAAGAUAAUUUGGCGCUCUAUGCAAUUGAAAGGCUUGUAUGGUUGUAUCAUACAGUUUCAUUUAAACACUUGAUAUUGUUUUCUGUACUGUAUGCUGGUAUAUAUUUUGCUCAUGAUGUUGACUUUCGACAGGAAAUACUCGAGAUUGACUACACGUUUGAUAACCAGUCAUAUGUACCCUCAGCGAGGCCAAUGGUAUACUUUUAAGAUCAAAGUAUACGGAUUUUAAUUGCUUUUAGUUCUGGUCUACUUCUCAUACAGUUUUAAAUUCACAGUUUUGGGGUCUAUGUUACACACACGUUAUAUAUAGAGUGAGAUUUAUUCACUACAUUUUAAUUUCAUGGGUUUGAAAAUUGAACUGCAACAAAAAUAAUACUGUAUGCAAUAUUUUACCGGACAGAUUCAUGCAUUGACAUUUGUUGUUUGCAUCGUAAAUCACGGGAUGUGUUUUGAUGAUAGAAUGAUACGCUCAUUUCGUUCACUAUAGAUAAAAAGUGUGAACAAAUAUUAAGGAAGAACAUAUAUGUACCUAAUACGUGGUUACAAAAUUAACUCACGAGUGUCAGACGUAUAUAACGAACAGGAUACAGUGAUUACAUUUUGCUAUACAAGGUGUUCUUGUUAUUAGCACUGCGUUAUUUAAAGAGAAAAAGCACACAAGUGCAGACUGUGAAUUAGCAUGAAUUGUUGUUAUUGAAAUAGAAGUGUUUAUAUAAUAGUAUUUUGUUGCUUGUGUUUUAUUACAAAGCAUAUAACAUGUUGUUUGUGCACUUGAUAACCUAUGGUGUUUACGGACAUGCAUCAUAGCUGUAUACACGGAGUGUGCUCAUUUAGCCAUCAUAUACUCAUAUCCUGUAUGGGGUCGUAUUAUAGGGGUGACAGUAUUGUCUCACUGGUAAUGAGACGGGCAGAAACAGACAGUCAUGGCGGAAUUUGAGAAAGAUACCAAGAAAGAUUUUGACUUGGAAGUAGUUCAUGUGAAUUUCAAAGAGAGCUUGAGAGAGAAUGGCGAUGUAGACCUUAAAUUUUACCUGCAGGCGUACAGUGAGUUAGCCAGGUUUUUCAGACUUUGCGGAACCGUAUUUUAUUUUGUGGCCAAGGAUUUGGAGGGGAAAAUCGAUGUAAUUACCCGUCUUGGUCAGAAAGACGGCCACUCGUAUAACACAGUCGGGGCUAUGGUGCUCCACGAGUUGAACUCAGCUCAGAGACCAGGAACAAUGGCGCUGUUGAGGCUCCACAGAGCAUUGGAACUUAUUCUUGAAUUCAUGGAUAGACUUUCUAAGAGUUCUGAUGGCCAAAAGACAUCAGGAAUAGCCGCAGAUGUGUAUAGCCGGACCAUGGCAAAACAUGACACGUGGUUAGUUCAGAAACUGGCGGGAGUUGCCAUGUACACACUUCCUACGCGGAAGGUUCUCCUCGACACAAUGUGUAAACAGGACUACGAAUAUUCCCUUAUGCUGGUACAGCAGGUGAUCAAUGCAGGAAAACCUGUAUAUGAUUCCAUACAUGCAGAAUACGCUAGACACGGAAUACACUAAGGCAGGAUGUUAUAGGAACAGACUUCACUAGACACAGAACACAGAUAAUAUGAUCGCUUUUCAGUCACCGCCAAUUCUUUUCAACGUGCGAACACAAGUGGUGUGUGUGUGUGUGUGUGUGUGACAAAAGAAAUUAAAAAUGGGAAGAAAAUACAGUAGUUCAUGUGGGAAAUGUGGCCCAUGGACCUCUUCUCUCUUCUUGUAUUUAAAAUUCAUUGAAAAGUUUUAACACCUUGACAUAUACAAGUAAUUCAGUGUAUUGAAUUUUCAAGAUAUUGAUGUUUUCUAAAAUCUUUGAAAAGUUUUGUAAACUAAAUAUCAUUUUUGAAAAUCUAAUUUUGAUUCAACAAGGAAAAUUGAAAUCCUACUCUAAAUUCUUCUAGUAUAUAGUAAUUUUGAUAUUAAAAAGUUUAGGAAAUUGAAUUCCAUAAUUAUUAUUCAUAUAUUGUUAGCUGUAUGUUCAAAGCAGAAGUUAAAAGAAGACAUUUACCUUACAUCUAACGGGCUUCAUGUUCGUGUUUCUUUAAUUCCAUUAACUUUUAAAAUAGCCUUCACCUGGUACUGAAUUUUGUUUCGUUUUCAAACUUUUAACGAUGGAGUGCUAAAACACGCAAUUUUAUGUUUGUUUUUGCAAAUUCUAAAUACAUACGAACUAGUCUGCCCUCCUUAAUAUACACUCCAAUCUAUAUAAUAUCUCAGAUUUUUUACUACAUUGAUAUAUAAUGUUUAUCAUAUUAUGUGUCCAUGUAUGUGUACGUUUUUGAGUAUUUCUGUUAAAUGUUAAAUUGUAUCCUAUAUACCAA